CGACCCGGAAGCCGCCGUGGCCACCGGACAGGCUGAAGUUGCCUCUCGGCUGCUGAGCUUCGUGUGGCACCGAGUCCUUGGGUCGGCGGCGUUCUCCUCCCUCGGUCGCCACUGGCCCAUGAGUCCCCAUGGCGACGGCAGGGGUCAGGUCCAGGAGCGGGCAGUCCGAGUGGGGCCGCGGCGCUCCGGGGGCCUCUGCGGCGGCUUGGCCGUGUUCGCCGCCGUGGCCGCCGUGUUCACGCUCACGCUGCCCCGCUCGGUGCCGGGGGGAGACUCGGGGGAACUGAUCACAGCUGCAUAUGAGCUUGGAGUUGCCCAUCCUCCUGGCUAUCCUUUGUUCACGCUGGUGGCUAAACUGGCAAUUACACUGUUUCCUUUUGGUUCAAUUGCCUACCGCGUCAAUCUUCUCUGUGGCUUAUUUGGAGCAGUAGCUGCAUCGUUACUUUUUUUCACCGUUUUCAGACUUUCUGGCUCAUCUGCUGGAGGAAUCCUUGCUGCGGGGGUGUUUUCAUUUUCUCGUCUAACAUGGCAGUGGUCCAUUGCAGCAGAGGUUUUUAGCUUAAACAAUCUGUUUGUGGGGCUGCUUAUGGCUCUUACUGUACAUUUUGAGGAAGCAGCAACUGCAAAGGAGAGAUCAAAGAUAACUAAAAUUGGUGCUUUCUGCUGUGGCCUCAGCUUAUGUAACCAGCACACAAUAAUACUCUACGUUUUGUGCAUAAUACCUUGGAUUCUCUUUCGACUUUUAAAAAAGAAGGAACUCUCCCUGGGCUCUUUGUUGAAGUUGAGCCUGUACUUCUCUGCUGGUUUGCUGCCCUAUGUCCACCUUCCCAUCUCAUCUUACCUUAAUCACGCCCGGUGGACCUGGGGAGACCAGACAACACUGCAAGGAUUUUUGACACAUUUUCUCAGGGAAGAAUAUGGAACCUUCAGCCUGGCCAAAUCUGAAGUAGGAUCCAGUAUGUCUGAAAUACUACUUUCUCAGGUCACAAAUAUGAGGACCGAACUCUCAUUCAACAUCCAGGCCCUUGCAGUUUGUGCAAAUAUAUGUUUAUCAAGAAAGGACAGGCCGAAUCCAUCAUUAGUUUGGCUUUUUACCGGAAUGUUUUGCAUUUAUUCAUUGUUCUUUGCUUGGAGAGCAAAUUUAGAUAUUUCAAAACCACUUUUCAUGGGUGUGGUGGAACGAUUCUGGAUGCAGAGCAAUGCAGUAGUGGCUGUCCUCGCUGGCACUGGUUUGGCCGCACUUGUGUCUGAGACUAACCGAGUGCUGAAUAACAGUGGGCUUCAGUGUCUGGAAUGGCUUUCUGCAACUCUUUUUGUAGUUUACCAAAUGUAUUCUAAUUACAGCGUUUGUGACCAAACGACCAACUAUGUGAUUGAUAAAUUUGCAAAGAACCUUCUCACCUCCAUGCCUCAUGAUGCAAUUAUCUUACUCAGAGGAGAUUUGCCUGGGAAUUCUCUCCGUUACAUGCAUUACUGUGAGGGAUUGAGACCUGACAUUUCCCUAGUUGAUCAGGAAAUGAUGACUUACGAGUGGUAUUUACCCAAGAUGGCAAAGCACUUGCCAGGUGUCAACUUUCCUGGGAACCGGUGGAAUCCUGUGGAAGGAAUAUUACCUAGUGGAAUGGUCACAUUUAAUCUUUAUCAUUUUCUUGAAGUAAAUAAACAAAAAGAAACGUUUGUUUGCAUAGGAAUUCAUGAAGGUGACCCAUCCUGGAAAAAGAACUACUCACUUUGGCCAUGGGGGUCUUGUGACAGAUUGGUUCCUUUGGAGAUUGUAUUCAACCCCGAGGAAUGGAUUAAACUUACAAAAAAUAUCUAUAACUGGACCGAAGAAUACGGAAGGUUUGAUCCGUCUUCUUGGGAAUCUGUGGCCAAUGAAGAAAUGUGGCAAGCAAGGAUGAAAACACCGUUCUUCAUCUUUAACCUGGCAGAAACUGCUAACGUGCCUUCGGCAAUGAAAGCUCAACUCUACACUCAAGCAUAUGACCUUUAUAAGGAGAUUGUCUAUUUACAAAAGGAGCACCCAGUGAAUUGGCACAAGAACUAUGCCAUCGCCUGUGAGCGGAUGCUGCGCCUUCAGGCACGAGAUGCCGACCCUGAAGUCCUGUUAUCUGAAACCAUCAAACAUUUUCGCCUGUAUUCUCAGAAAGCACGGAACGAUCCACAGCAUGCUGAUAUUUUAGGUGCUAUAAAGCACCUAAGAAAAGAACUGCAAAGUCUGAGAAGUAGGAAAAACGUCUGAGACAGCAAAACUUGAAAAACCUGCUUGUCAUUCAGCUUCCAAAAUUCUGAAGUCCCGAAGUUUUUCCUUCAAGAAAAGAAACUGCAUAAAACAUUUAAAACUGAGUCAUCUCUGAGAUACAAUCAUCUCCCAGAUAUAGGUAACAUGGUCCAGCAGGACUGUUUCAUGGGGUGUUGAGUGACUAAGAUCUCCCCACUCAUGCAAAAUUCUGUUUAUCCCAUGUUACCAAAUUAACAUUUCAGUGAGAAGCUUUUGAAACGUCUUCUGACUUUCAGUCUUUCACCAGAUGACUGUGCUUUACUAGAUUCUAGAAGAGAAUGAACUAUUUUCAUAUAACUAAAUAUUGACCAUGAACUGUUUAAGGGCCAUGCUUAUUGGGAUCAGUUUUAAAGGUUAAAAUUUUUUCAUAGUAAUACCAGACCAAAGACAUUUUAUGUUUUCUGGAAAAAAAAAAAAAAAUGAAUCUUACUAGGCUUUAGGUGAGAGUACAUUUUUUACAAAGUAGCUAUAGUUGUUAGUCUUACACUUCAAGCUAAACACCAAGUGGAUGAUACUUUGAAAAAAGUUUGUGUUUUAUUGUCUUAGAACAUUCUCUGAAAUCAAAAAAAAAAAAAAAAAAAAAAAAACUAAUUUGAUGUUUGCUUCUUUCAGUUGCAGAAACUGAUUGGCAAGUAAAAAGGAUUUUGCAUUUACUUAAUUUUAUAUUUAUGUUUUACUUCUAUUUGAACUCAGAGAUCUAGGCCCAAUAAUUAGUAGGCUCCUGCUGCCAAAAUGCAAAGGGGAAAAAAAAAGGCAGGGACUGGGGGGGAUGGGGAAGGGGCUCAAUAAAUUCAUUUCUGUUACAAGCAUCUUUUAUACAUAUUACUAAAGAGAACAUAGUAAGAAAUGCAAAUAAUAGUUCUUUAUUUUAUUAUGACAGUUAAUUAAUAGCAACCUGUUUUAAUGAAUAAAGUCACUCAGAGUCCUUCAGCACUUCCUAAGUAGAGGCCAGAAUCUGUAGGACUUCUUUUCCCCCCAAUUGUAUAGCUCCUAGACUCCAAGCACUAUAUAGGCCCCUGUAUAGAAAUGCUCACUAAUGAAGAGGGAGGGCUAGAAGCUUGUCUGCAUUCAAAGAUCACUGGCGAGUCAUUCAGCAAGAAAAGGCCCCUUACCAGGAAUAGUCACAGUUCCGUGGCAUUGUACUAGCAGAAGGGUCUGAUCAAAGGUCUCCUGUGGAGCUUGCAUGGUUCCCUUUCAUACUACGACCAUAAUUAAAACCACUAAUUCUCUUUUAAAAUGCUGCAGGAUGCCAUGUAGGCAUCUGUCUGGAGUGUCCUUUGUGAUGUCAUAAGCUGUUAAGGACCAGUGCCGAGGGCUUUUGAGUGAAAUGCCAGUCAUGAAGGUGCUUCAAGACAAGGGUGCCUCUAAAAGCUUGACAGGGCCUUGACUGCACAAUUCGAGCUGAAUUUGCCCCUUGUCAGCUGCCAGUAAAUACAUCUCAAAGGGGGAAAAGCUGAAGUUUCAUUACCUGAUCCAUGGGGCUUUGUUGGUUUUGGCAUCACACAGGGGAAGCUCUUGCCCCUCCAUUCUCUGGAUUUGAAGAUGUCCAUUGGAGCCUGCAGUGCCUGGACAGGGUUCAGAGCGGAACCUUUUGAAGAGUGUCAAUAGUUGUAACAGUUCAGCUGUUAGGAAGACAAAUAAAUGGAGGAGCUCAUUAAUCCGCUUUUGGCUCUCGGUGCCUUUUGCCCUUUUAUCACAGCCUUAUUAGGCUCCUACUCAUCUUGAACCAGAAAAAAAUGAAUUGAAGUUGUUGAGUACUAAUUGGCAAAGACUUUUAAUCAUGGGCCAAGAACUUUCACUGACUUGAAAGUAACUUCUCCACAGGGAAGAACCGAAAACCUGGUUUACCUUAAAACAAAAACCUGUUGGAGUUCAGCGUGGUGUAAAAAUGUAAGGAAGCGUUGAUAAAUUGUCUAAGUUUAUCCAUUUGAAAGAAAUUGUUUAAGAUUAUGAUAUUCUUUUCUUUUAAAAAAAAGUACAAUAAAAUUCAGACAUUCCUUAG
Molecule: messenger RNA, 4283 nt
Organism: Saimiri boliviensis boliviensis (Bolivian squirrel monkey)
Lineage: Eukaryota; Metazoa; Chordata; Mammalia; Primates; Cebidae
Gene: TMEM260
Product: transmembrane protein 260
Source: RefSeq, a predicted model, not a curated record